This is a messenger RNA of Parnassius apollo (apollo), 492 nucleotides long. The record is from the annotation of a GenBank genome assembly. NCBI's taxonomy places the organism in Eukaryota, Metazoa, Arthropoda, Insecta, Lepidoptera, Papilionidae.
AUGAAAUCCCUCGUAUUCUUCGCUCUCCUAGCGAUGGCCGCGGCCAAACCUAAACCCGGUGGUCUCCUUUCUUCCCUCGGGGGAUUCGAUCACGACCUGUCCUCGCUUAGCUUGUUGCAACAGCCAAUUGCAUACGCCCAGCCAAGCUAUGCCGUAGCAGCGCCUGUGGUCCACGCCGCGCCCGUUGUCCACGCAGCCCCCGUGGCCAUCGCUAAGCCUGCCGCCACCAGCUACUCUUCUUUCCAACGGGUUAUCCAUCCAGUUUCCGUAGCGCAGAUCCAUGCCGCCCCUGUUGUCCAGGCCGCCCCUGUGGUCCAGGCCGCCCCUGUUGUCCAGGCCGCCCCUGUUGUCCACGCUGCCCCGGUUAUCUCUCAACCCAUCGUCCAUUCAGUCUCUCAGCCCAUUUACCAAUCAGCACCAGUUCUACAGUCCUAUGCCCAGCCUGUCCUCCAGAAAUAUCUGUCUCUGGGCUCAUACGGUCACGGAUGGUAA